Messenger RNA from Falco peregrinus (peregrine falcon), 7348 nucleotides. Its product is annotated as cyclic AMP-dependent transcription factor ATF-7. The transcript has 16 exons. The coding region runs from base 518 to 1963 and encodes 481 amino acids. Gene Ontology annotation, molecular function: cAMP response element binding; DNA-binding transcription factor activity, RNA polymerase II-specific. Lineage: Eukaryota; Metazoa; Chordata; Aves; Falconiformes; Falconidae. The record is from RefSeq and is a predicted model, not a curated record. Gene Ontology annotation, biological process: regulation of transcription by RNA polymerase II.
GCGCGAGGGGGGGGCUCGUGGAGGGGAGGCGGGAGCCCCAGCGCGAGAGGCAGCCAGCGCGAGGCCCCGGCGGCGGCGCGGAGCGGCGCGGCCCGGCCCUCCCUCAGGGGCUUGCCUAGAUCAGGGAUCCUCACGGCAGCCUUGGAUUGCAGUUGAUCCUGUCUAUGCCAGGCAUUGCAAACAGCUUUUCUAUACAUUGGAAGCAUAAAUACGAGGUAGAGAGACCCCUGAAGUUCUUCAUGUUGGCGAAGGCAGCAGGCUGCUUAAGUGACAGUGAGAGAGUUGUAGUGAGGCUGCCCUCUGCUAGGAGUGGGUGAUGAAGGGCUGAGCACUCUUGACUCAUUCAGAGCUGCAGCGUUUUGUGCAGCUACCUGGAAGGUUCGGUUGCAGUGGUUUUUGGACCCCAAGCACAGAUGCAGCAGAUGCAUGGAAGUCAGCUACGUCAGGGCCUGAAGGAGAUUACUCUUGGAGGAGGAUCAGUUUGCUGUGGGUGGAGCUUAGCUCAGCUGCAUGAAAUAUGGGAGACGACAGGCCGUUUGUGUGCAAUGCCCCCGGCUGUGGACAGAGGUUUACAAACGAGGACCACCUGGCGGUUCAUAAACACAAGCAUGAGAUGACAUUGAAAUUCGGCCCUGCUCGAACUGACUCAGUCAUCAUAGCAGAUCAGACUCCGACCCCAACUCGGUUCUUGAAGAACUGCGAAGAAGUGGGACUCUUCAAUGAGCUGGCCAGCUCCUUUGAGCACGAGUUCAAGAAAGCCACGGAGGAUGACGAGAAAAAGAGUGCCGGAGCCCUGGACAUGUCUCUGCCCUCCACGCCGGACAUCAAGAUAAAGGAAGAGGAGCCAGUGGAGGUGGACUCGUCCCCGCCGGACAGCCCUGCGUCCAACCCGCAGUCGCCGCAGAACAAAGAGAAGGAGAUCACCUCCAAGCCUGUAAUCAUUUCUACGCCUACUCCAACCAUUGUGCGCCCAGGCUCGCUGCCGCUACACUUGGGUUACGACCCGCUGCACCCCACGCUGCCUUCCCCAACCUCUGUCAUUACCCAGGCUCCCCCUUCCAACAGACAGCUUGGGUCUCCCACAGGUUCCCUUCCACUUGUCGUGCAGCUUGCAAACGGACAGACCAUGCCCGUCCUUCCAGGCCCUCCUGUACAGAUGCCUUCUGUUAUAUCGCUGGCUCGGCCAAUGUCCAUGGUGCCGAACAUUCCUGGUAUUCCUGGGCCGCCCAUCAACAGCAGCGGGUCCAUUUCACCAUCAGGACUUCCAGUGCACUCUGAAGCCAAAAUGAGGCUGAAGGCCAGCUUGACAGCAUCUUCCUCACUGAAUGGCAGCAAUCUGGUGGUGGGAUCAGCCAGCACGAUGGUGACUGCACGUCCGGAGCAGAGUCAGAUACUGGUCCAGCACCCUGACGCCCCUUCCCCAGCUCAGCCGCAGGUUUCCCCUGCCCAGCCCACCCCCAGCACUGGCGGGCGACGGAGACGUACGGUUGACGAGGACCCGGACGAGCGCCGGCAGCGGUUCCUGGAGCGGAACCGGGCUGCUGCGUCCCGCUGCCGUCAGAAACGCAAGCUCUGGGUGUCUUCCUUGGAGAAGAAGGCCGAGGAGCUCACCACCCAGAACAUCCAGCUGAGCAAUGAAGUCACGCUACUGAGGAAUGAAGUUGCUCAACUUAAACAGCUCCUGCUGGCUCACAAGGACUGCCCCGUCACUGCACUACAGAAGAAAACACAGGGCUAUCUCGCAGAAAGCCCGAAGGAGAGCUCCGAGCCCACCGGCUCCCCUGCUCCCGUCAUCCAGCACAGCUCCGUGACGGCCUCCCCCAACGGGCUCAGCGUCCGCUCGGCUGCGGAAGCGGUUGCCACCUCAGUGCUCACGCAGAUGGCGAGCCAAAGGACAGAACUGAGCAUGCCGAUUCCCUCACACGUCAUCAUGGCUCCACAGUCGCAGUCUGCUGGCAGAUGAUGUCACAGCCUGUGCAUGUGACACGGAGCUAACCGCGAACUCCCAGCCGGAGAAACCGACCAUAACCACGUCCCUGACGAGUGGGGGCCGAUAAGGAUUUUUAUUUCUUUUUUUUUUUUUUUUUUUUUUUUUUCCAAGUGAGCUAAGGGCAGCUAUGGCGCUUCUUACACUGCAUAGCCUGUACAGAUCCUGGCCCCCGCCGCUGCCCUGCCAGCCCUGUCCCCGCGGGGCAGCCGCGGGUUGAGCACUCUUCUCCACCCUUGGGUUGACGAUCCGUCAACUCGCAGAGUCGCCCCAACAGACAGAGCCUCUUUGAAAAGCACCUUGAAAGGUUCGCUUUCAGGUAUCAGUUACAUUAACACUAAACCUCCAUGCUUGGUGGAUCCCCUUGGCGCUUUCACUCUUCCAAGUCCCCACCCCUCCCUCCUCCUCCACUCUCGGCAAAGGAAAACAUAGCUCUUGGGAGGCUGUGACAUUUAGUCGUGCUGUCAAUGUAUUUUAUUUUUAACAGCAUGCUGCUUCCAGGCAUCUGCUCCCCCCUCUGCUCUAGCUACCUGAAACAUUGCACCUUCGCACAAGAAGCCUCCUUGAGCUCCGAGGUUAAAGCGAUCGAGGUUAGUCUUGUCGUCCACUCACUCCCAAGACACCAGCGACAGAUUCUGGCCACCGUGGCAGUGUAGGCACUGUACAUCGCUGUGUGCCCACCGAGAGGGAGAGGGGGACACGGGGCUGGGGGGUACAUGUGUUCCUUGUCGCUUGUGCUGCACUGGGAUCUGCAGCCGUUGACGUGCCGCACUCGUAGUGGGAUGCUGGGGUCACUGGGGAAAAGGUACCGUCUGUUGUACAGCGGAGGCGCUGCGCUCAGUCUUCCUUACAGUAAAUGGGUGCUGACCUGUGUCUGCUGGGGCUGGUGCAAAGGUGCUCCAGGAGGCACAGGAGAGGACGAGCCGGCCCACCAGGCAGGAAUAAUCUGAGUCCCAGGAUUCAUCAUCUGCUCCCAACCUCACUGUCCAUCUUAGCAAACAAAUCCCUCCAUUUCCAAGGAUCACCUCCUUUACACAUAACCUUGAUGACCUUAAUAAUGGUGGCCUUAAAUAUUAUGAAUUAGUUGCCUGUUCCAAGGGGAGGGAGCACAAAGGAGUGUGUCUGCUCGCUGAUCUUGUACCUCUUCUUGUGAUUAGCUCCUGCUCUGGGUGGUGGAGCGCCUGUUGCUUCCCAGCCAGGGCAAACAAAGGAUUCGCAGAGCUUCCAGUUUCAUAGGACAGGUUAAAAACCCGGCCUUGACAUUGAAAGGCGCUUGAAAUCGGGUCCGUUUUCUUGCUGGGCGGGCGCAGCAUGCGUGUGUGUCUGUGUGUGCAUCCCGAGGCUGCCGCUGGCCCUGGGCGGGUGGUUGGAGUCGAUAGUUUGGAAAUAGGAGGGAGCAGGAAGGGGCUCUGUGAACGUUCGGGUCUUGGAAGGAACCUCGUCACAGCCCCGGGAGCUGCCUCGGCCCUUGGCCUUCCUCUCCUCCUCGGGACGCCCCCCCUCACCCAAGCUCUCACCCCCUCAGGUUGCACUCGCCACUUUUGAGCCAAGUUUGUUUGUCGAAGUCAUUUCAUUUGGCUUACCCAGACUUGGGAGGUUUCCAGGGACAGCAAAACCCAAAGCAAAGAAACCGGAUCCCGUUAGAUGGGGAAGUCCGGCGGUUUGGUUUUUUCGGUCGAUGGGAUCUGUCCUCUCCCCCUCUCCUCCUUUUCAGGUUUUCCUUGACUUCUCAGUAGUAUCGGCCACGGCGUUCCUGGGUUUGGUUUGUCUUGGUGCGGUGCUGCUCGUGGCGGUGCUGCUCGUGUGCUUCCCUCAUUUCUCUUGGGCGGCUCCGGAGGAGUCCUGUGUGUAACGGGGGGCACUUCGGCCUCGGCAGUUUGCCCCUCAGGUCCUGCGUAGCCCCCCCAGACCCGCCUUUUGUUUCUGUAAAGCUGCUUCUGCAGAGUCUGCGUGUUCAGAUCUUUUAGCUCUUGCUGUGCCAACACGGGGGGUGCUCCUGCCGCGAGAGCGGGCUGUGACAAGAGGGACACGGGGUUUUGGCGUGUCUUAAAGAUGUGCGACCUGGACGAACAGGGAUUUCAGCCAGGUGAGGCACAGCGGAGGGUCAGGAGCUUUUUUGGGGGGCAGAGGGUUUGAAGGAGGUACAAGAUCCAGCCCAGCCAGCUCGGCUUCCUCUCUUGGAGCUGCUGCUGGAUACAGGCUGUAGCGCAGCGAGGGGGGAUGGCAGAAACCCCCACGCACCUUCGCAUGGUCAUAAAAAUGACCUGUCUUGCAGCAGAGGGUUUGCUGUCGUCGUCAGAGCUGCUCAGUUUGCGUCAGGGGGCUUGGAAACAAGUGUCUCGCUUGCUUUCUUUGACCGGGAAUAGCAGGAAUGACAAAAAUGUGUUGUAAACAUAUUUGCUUCAUGGCUUGGCAGCUGUCGGGUCCCAUCCCUCGGUGGCCAGGAGCUGGGAGCCAGGAGCCGCGACAGCGGUGGUGCCUCCGGCAGCUCCGAAUGCAGCACACCAGCUCCUCCUAGGCUCGCCAAGGGUUCGGCUCUGCAGAAACCCGACUGUCGAGGAAACGUGUUUGCAGAAAGAAGAGAAGGGAGGAACUGGGCUGACCCCACCACUGGUUCCUUGUUUGCUUCCUGGCGUCAGGGUCUGGUGGAUGAGGCAAGGCAAGGAGCCGGGGGCUUUGUGGGCAGGGUGGGAGGAAGGAGCGGAAGGUGACAUUGGAGAGGCAGCAGCUCUGGGACAGAGACACGCAUGGCAGCGUUGGCAUCAAACGCAGCAGCUUCCCCGACCCUUAGUUUUUGCCCCUGGCGACUGAAAGUAACCCGAUGUUGUGUGCUCGGAGACCCGAGGUUGCCCCGCCAGCCCACGACGUGUCUGCAUCCUGCAAAAAGACUUUCCCUGCCCCGACCCUUGAAACCUCAUCACCCCACCAGGCAUCAGUUCAGCCAGUAGCGAGUGGGGGACACAGCGGCUUUUCCUCCCCAUCCCCCCGUGCCUCGGUGCUCUUGAUGCCGUCGGUGCUGCCCCCAUUCCAGCAUCUCCCUGUCUCAGCUCCCCUCCACUUGUGAGUGCUUAGUGCCUUCAAAAAUCUGCAAACCCAUGAAAACGCAGUUGUAAAGCUCCAAACCUGGGCAGCAAUAAUCAGGGAACAAGUGUUCGACCAUACCCUAACAUUUUAUUUUUUUUAAUCUACAGGGUUGCAGCUUUCUCUUGUCCCCUUCGGGUAUGUUUUACACCAGCAGCAUUUGAUACCGGCACCGCUGCUGCAAAAGCAGGUGCCGGAGCAGAUUUCAGGUCCCCGUGUCUCUUGCUACCAGCGUCCCUGCUUGCAGGGGCAGAGGUGGAGCAGGAAUUCACCCAGCCCGAGCAGGCUGAGCCAGCGGUGAGGAAGGUAGCCAAAACCUCAGCAUGGCCCUUAGCUGGCACCUCUGCCCCAGCCAGCCUCGGGCAGCGGGGGAGUUCUCUGGUCCCACCCUGGUGGAUGGAUGGAUGUCACAAGCUGUAAACAUCACUGUGGAGCAGGUGGGUGAGGUCUGUCCCGUGUUGAGGUCGCAGAAUGUGCCCGUCAGAGCUGAUGCUGGGCCAGCCUUAAACCUCAGAAGGAGCUGAAUGUCACGGGGUGGUUGUCACUUCUCCACCGGGAGGGACAGGUUUGGUUUUGAAGAGGUGACUCGUUUCUGGGCUCCCCAGAGAGGAGGGUACAUAGGGAGCGCAUCUUCCCACCAGUGCUUUUUCCAGCACCUCCACGCUGAUGGAGCGGCCACGUGUGGAUGCGUCGGGCUGCCAGUUGUGGUUAAAAGCCGGGGUUGAUGUGGUCACCUCUCAGAGCCAAGCUGCCCGUGCCGCUCUGGGGAGCCCUCCAGGCAGCUCCGAGGAGCCCAGCGGCUGCUGGGUUUCUGCCCCACGUCAUCACUUCUUUGGAGGCGGCUUCUCUAGGCCGGCGUGGCAGUAGCUGUGGAGGAUGUGCUCUGGUUUUUGGUGGCGGUGAGGGGUGUUCUGUUUGGGAAGACGGACUUUCUGGCAGGUCGGUGAUGCAGGGUUCCCCCCAGACCCGUGAGGAUGGGCGAGGGUGAAGGUGGCUUUUUCGUCUUCCUAUGCUGGCUCCAUUCUCACUUGAAAACUUUGCAGACGCCUUUGUCUGGGUCAAAACCCCUCGAUUUCUGCUCUAGGCUGAUUUCUCCUGCUUUCAGAGGCUCUCAGGGGAUGGCAGCCACCAGGCCGCUCCGCUCGGCAGCUUGCCGGGCACCUGCACUUUGCUCUGCCAGCCCUCGGGCCUCAGUGCCUUGACCGAAACCCUGGUGGGUGCCGGUGUCAGUCCUGUGGCUUCCCACAAAGCCCACCCGGUAGCCCUGCGUGGAGCACCAGGGAGCUCCAUCCCUCCAGUUAAUGGGGGAGAGUGAUCCUGGGGCUCCUGGCGCAAGUGUGGAGAAGCUGUGCGGGGUCUAAAUGUCGCGUUCAGCUUGUGAUCGAGGCAGGGAGAGCCCGAACGGUGGCAUCGGCCACUGGGAGUCAGGGCUUUAUUGAUCCGGCUUCGCUGUAAUGUUGAAUGGAAACAAACGGCUGAAAAACGUGUCCUGGGGCAAUGCCGACCCCUGGGAGGGCUCCUGAUGGAGGGGAGCACUCCCUCCUCUCCCUCCACUCCUCCAGGGGAGAAGAAGAUCUCAGCAACCUCCAAAUCCCUCAGGAUUGAGGGGGCGGGGGGUGGGGGUGCCUCCUUUUUCCCCCCAGACUGGCUCCUUGGUUCUGGAUUUCGAUGGCUCAGCCAGCAGAUUUGUCAUUUUUGGACUUGCGGACCCGUUUCAGUUUGGUUCUCCCCCCCAGUUCCAUGCGUGCGUGGGCUGCGGCAGCGGUGAUGCUCUCCUGGCCCAAAACGAGCCCAGGAGGUGACAGGGAUGUGACAGUCCCUGGGGACACGGGAGGAGCAUCCUGGAUUGUGUGUGAGUGUGUGUGUCCCAGCUGCUUUGUACGGUGAGCUUUGACGAUCAAUAAUGGAAGAAGCCAAGAAAAAGGAAACCCCCCCAAAAGCAUAACCACGAGGGUGUAGUAUCUAUAAAAAAAAAUAAAUAAAUACUUAUCUAUGAGUAUAUACAGACCUAUAUAGACAUAUAUCAACUUCCUGAAUGGAUGCGCAGCUCCUUAUGCAACGAAAUGGUUUUCUAGCUGUAACCCCUUCCUGCGGCCCCCCCCGGGCCCCGAGGGACCCCCCCCUCCGCACGGGCUCCUGUGAGCGGGUCCUCACAGCCCCCGCGGGGGCCUGGGGACGCGGGGGGACACGUCCCAGCCCCCCACCUCGGCCGUGUCGUACCAAACAUGUAAUGUGCCUUUUAUUUAUGCUGCAAAUAUAACAUUAAAAUAUUACCCAGGA